Molecule: messenger RNA, 7681 nt
Organism: Gopherus evgoodei (Goodes thornscrub tortoise)
Lineage: Eukaryota; Metazoa; Chordata; Testudines; Testudinidae
Gene: KCTD15
Product: potassium channel tetramerization domain containing 15
Exons: 5
Coding region: 1694-2572 (292 amino acids)
Biological process (GO): protein homooligomerization
Molecular function (GO): protein binding
Source: RefSeq, a predicted model, not a curated record
GCUUCAUAUGUCCAAAAGUUCUUACACUUUUGAAGUCUUUCUGUUAGUAGGAUCUGCAAUGUAUCAUCUAGAGUGUGUAUUAAAUGAACAGUAUUCCUGUAGGCUUCAGAGGAAGAAAGGCAACACCCUGGAAAAUUCUGCAGUCUUUCAGCAUUCUCGGCCCUAGGGUGAUAGCCCUGGGCAUGAAGCUGAAUGGAGCUCUUACAACUGCCUUCUGUUUACCUUUUAUGGUUAAAAUAACAGCUUAGCAAAGAAGCAACUUCAUGGAGAAACGAUUCAGUGAAAUCAUCUCAAGCUGUAGCAGCAUAGCUAGUUUAAUCACCCCUAGAGAGCUGAACAACUGUGAGCACAAUGGGACACAAAAUCAUUUUGUGUGUAAAUGAGCAUGGCAUUGUGAUUAUUUCACUUUGCAUGGGCAAAUAGUUUUUACAAGCGGUACUUAUGCAGUUCGCUUAGAAAGGCAGAAAAAGAUAAGCUGGCUCUGAAAAAUCUUGGUGUGUAAUGCUUGGAAAACUAAAUAUUCAGAUAAUUUGGGAAUCAGGCUCUAUUGAUUUUGCCUUUAGCAGGUUCCUGUGUUACUUAUUAGAGCAGGGUUAUUGCUUGUGCCACUAGUAGUGAUGUUAUACCCUUUUGUAGGCAACUAAAGAACAUGGAUUAUUUUACAUGGUUUAAAAAUGAAAAUUGUUAAUGUUUCUUCAGUAUUUACCCUUAAGGUUUUAAUUUUCACAUCAGUAUUAGAAAACACACAAUUCCACAGGAUAAAUACUUUUAAGAUCCAGCUCUGUGGAUAAAAUAAAUAUAUUACUUGAUAUGGUGAAUUUUAGCAGCAUUUUAUAUUGAGCAAUACAUAUAAGAAGAGAGUCAAUAAAAACUGGGAUUAAGGAAUCAAGAAUAUUUAUUUUUAGGAUUAAUGGAAGUGCUUUUUACACGGUUUAGGUAGUGUUUAAGACCUAUGCUCUUUGUUGAUUAACUAAUACAAAAAUCAUUGGCUAUCGCAACUUUAUUAAAUAUUUGGGUUAUUUCAUCAUAUUAAUCUUCUCUAACUAAACAAACCUGUAUUUCAGUUCUCCUGAUUCCCUCCCCUAAAAUAAAAUCCUCAGUAAGUAUGAAAAUCCAUACAAGAUUGUGAACUAUUUUAGUUUUCCAGUGAUUUUCUAUAAUUAAGUGUUUUUUCUAUGCAUACUAUAGCUGAGUGAUUCCAAAAGCAGAGGAUUGUUCAAAAAGUCCCUCCAGUGAAUAGUAUAAAUUAAAUAUCUCUACUGUAUGGGCAUGGCCUCACAGAGAGUCUCAGACAGUUUGCAGAUCAAGGCAUUUGCUGAUGUACUAACAUUAAACAAAAUCAUAAGACAGUAGCAGUGUUUAAAUAUGCACAAAUAGAUUCAGAUCACUUGAUCUUUAGCUUUCUGUGCAUAUUUUAAAAGUGGAGUCUAUUUCAAGACAAACGGUUAAAUGUAAGACUUAUUUAAAGAGAACUACAAGUUCUUUGAUUUCAUUUAGAAAUUGUAGGGGUCCAGAUGAGCCCUAAUUAGGCAUAUUUUUUGUAAAACUCCAUGAGGUGGAUUUCCAAGGCAGGUCUGUAUCCUGCAAGGUCUGUACCUUUAUCAUUAGUGAUAAUAGUUAGGGUUAGAACAAAGAAGGAGUUGACAUUCAGCUCGUAGCUACUGACCCUUACAUUUAAGUGAAGGAGUACAGAAUGAACAUGAGCUUGCAGUGCUCUUUGGUAGAAACACAUCCUUUUCUGUGUUGGUAUACAGAUAUAGCAUCCACAACUAGAGAACAGACUGCUAAAGAGGGAAGAAGCAUGUCCCGUCUGUCUCUAACACGGUCCCCAGUUUCUCCCCUGGCUGCUCAAGGAAUUCCUCUCCCAGCUCAGCUCACCAAAUCCAAUGCUCCUGUGCACAUUGAUGUAGGAGGACACAUGUACACCAGCAGCCUGGCUACCUUGACAAAGUAUCCAGAUUCCAGAAUAAGUCGUCUGUUUAAUGGCACAGAGCCUAUUGUCUUAGACAGUUUAAAACAACAUUAUUUCAUUGAUCGAGAUGGUGAAAUUUUCAGAUACAUAUUAAGUUUCCUAAGGACAUCUAAACUGCUACUCCCAGAUGACUUUAAGGACUUUAAUCUUUUAUAUGAAGAAGCAAAGUAUUACCAGCUGCAGCCAAUGAUUAAGGAACUUGAGCGAUGGAAACAAGAAAAAGAACAAAGGAAACAUUUCCAGCCUUGUGAUUGCCUGGUCGUAAGAGUGACUCCAGAUCUUGGGGAAAGGAUUGCACUGAGUGGGGAGAAAGCUUUAAUAGAAGAGAUCUUCCCUGAGACUGGGGAUGUCAUGUGCAACUCUGUAAAUGCAGGUUGGAACCAAGACCCAACCCAUGUUAUUAGGUUUCCUUUGAAUGGAUACUGCCGGUUGAAUUCAGUGCAGGUGCUAGAAAGAUUGUUUCAGAAGGGAUUUAACGUGGCAGCUUCGUGUGGUGGAGGGGUAGAUUCCUCCCAGUUCAGUGAAUAUGUGCUGUGCCGUGAGGACAGAAGACCACAACCCACCCCAACAAUCAGAAUAAAGCAAGAACCCCUGGACUAGAACCAACCCGUCCUCCUUUGUAACCAUAGAAGUGUUUAAUAGUCCUUUAUGUGAAACACUAAGGAUUUGCAAAACAGUAUUAGCAAACAAAUUGUGACUUUAUGUUGCCAAUUAGUGAUAUUCGAAAACUACCUGUCACAUAGCCAGCCAUGAAACACGUUUGAAAAACAACCUGUUUGUUUUUCAUGAUGAAUAACUGAGCAUGCUCAGCGUACAAGGCUUUGUGGGAAUGUACUUUCAACCGAACAGCUGUGAUGUUGAAAAAGGCAAAGCCUCACAAAGUACUGACCCUUGACUGGGCUUCUGCAGAAAGACCAAUUAAAGCAAUUUGAAUAUGUCAGCUGGAGAAACGACAGUUCUUUUGACAGCACCCCUUCCCUCCUCAGUGAUAUUCUAAGGCAAUGAAACAGGGUCCACCAAAAGGAAGGUGGUACCUUAAAAACUGCACUGAAUAUCUUCCCUGUCUGAAUGCCACACUUCUCUCAUAUCAGAUUUAUACCUUUACACCCCCAUACAUUGUUACGUUUCUGUGAUUGUAACUCAUUUGUGCAAGCAAAUGGCUUAUUUUUAUAAAACAUUUACAACUGAAAUAACUCUGUAUACAGAAUACAAAAUCAGAGAAGGACCAAUUCAUAGUCAUCUGGUGCUUAAACUUUAACCACAACUGAGGACUAGUUGUGGCUAAUAUGUGCAAAAGUAGGGAUUUUUUAAUAAGGCCAUCUGACAUUAAAACAGCACAGCACAGGCCCCAAAUGUGGAGUUAUAGUUCUUUUGAGAUGCCAAUUUUGUUCUCUCUCUCUCUCUCUCUGAGUUUCAACGUUUUACAUCAUCAGUGGAGUGGUGGUUCUGCCAAGCAUUUGCCAAAGCAUCUGCCAUUUCCCUUCGUUAUUCUUUUACUAAACAUACCUAAAACCCAUGUGCAGGAGCAGGUGUUAAAUAUUUCGGACACCCCUUACUCUCCAUGGCCCGGGAAUUUUUACAAAGGAUGAUAAAGCCCCAUAUUUCUCUGUCUGACAGGAGCAGGCCAGGUUUUGUUUAUUUUUUCCUUCUAUUAAUUUUGAACUACUAUUAAAAUACUGAUUUUCUAGCUGCCCUGUAUCUGUAUUUUUUGCUUUAAAGAAGCCAUUUGUCUGUAGGAGGUUACUGUUCCUUUAACAAAUACAGUAUCAACUCUUCUGACUUACGCAGCUUCCUUAACUCAGGAGACAGCACUGUUUGCAGGUGCAAGUAUAUAAAUAGCAUUCUGCUAAAUCCUGUUUACUGCUGUUUAGCAUGAUUGGGUCCUCAAUAACUAAUUCAUGUGUUAAUCACAAUUUAGUUUCUCCCACAGUAAUUUAUAGAAUACUGUUGUAGAUGCUGAAUUUUAAUUAAACUGUUUUUAGAUGCGUAAGUACAGCUAUAUAGAACAAGGUACUGAGUAUUAAGUAGUCAGCAAUAUUUGAUAAUUCUGUUUCUCUAAUGCCAUCUGAUUACUUGGGCAGAAAUUAGGACCUGGAGUUUAAAACAACAUUUUUCAAAAGUGCCUAGUGAUUUUGGGUGCCCAUGCUGGAGACUGUAUGUGGCUCUGAUUUUUAGAAAAUGCCCUCUGAAAAAGCAGGCUUCUUCAAAUUGCCCCCGAUUGGGCACCCAAAAUCACAAGUCACUCAUGAAAAUCUUAGCCCACUGGCCUGCUGCCUUAGCAGAACAGUUGACAGUUAUUUGACCGAAUCUGUCUAAAGAUUUUUAAAGUUAUUUUAUUUCAUGGUUUUGUGCUUGUUUGACACACUAAAUAAAAUUGCUAGGUACUGCCAUAUUGGAAAAGAUGGCACUACGUUACCUUUCUAUGUAAGAUAUCUGUAGAAUUGUAUAUUAUACAUUUAAUAUUGUAAAAAAAUUUAACGUAUAAUUGUCAUGUCUGUGUGUAUACACAUUUCUUAUACAGAACUUCAUGCCAUAAAACAUUUCUGUAAAGUAAAAGAUCAAAACUGCAGCAAGUUGAAUAAACACUCACUUUCUCUCCCACAUUCUUCGAGAGGUAAGAAACUUGGGCUGUAUGUCCACUGGCCUUUGAUUGAGUUCAGCUUAUUGUAGCCAUCUCUUCAAAAACAGUGUUUGUUUAUUAAUUCUAUAGAUUUAAUUCAAAUUCUUCUUAAAGCAUCAGUUUAGCUCCUAGCUUUUACCAUGUAUAUUCCAGUUUUGUAUUCAUUUCCUGAGCAGAGAGAAAUGGAGGCUGGACCCUUGUGUCUGUGCAUACUGUUCCAUUCAUUAACAUUCAGCUAGGAGAGGAAAGUUCUUCUGUAGUUACGGUACAUUCAGGCUUCAGGAGUAUGGGCCAAUCCUGCAGUCCUUACUCAGGCAAAACUGCUGAAAUCAACAGGAGUUUUUGCCUGUGUCCCGGGUUGUAUCAGUAGGAACUGAUAUUAAGCACCUCUUACAAAGGGGUGAGGACUGUCAGCUCCAGUUGAAGUAAAAUGGAAGUUGAAAGGCCCUAUGCUCCUCUCAAGAUCAAGCCCAUAGGCAGAAUGCUUUAGAUGUAUGUAGAGAGCCAUUUGUGGUUUUGUUUGUCUGUUUUCUUCUGUUUGGUGUUCACCAUAUUUUUAUAGCUCAAUAAAGCAGCUACAGUACCGACAGCAGUUUGGUAAGGUGGCAUCAUAAAAGAUUCCAGGCUGCUCCAACUGAGUUAAAUGUGAACUUGAGAUGGAAAGUUUGAGCCAUGACAUCACAACAUUAACUGCAAAACAGCACUGCAGCAAGCAAGACAUAUGGAAACAAUCACUUCGUUAGGAGAAAUAUGCCCUUUUUUUUAAAAAAAGGAAAAGUUAAGCUAGGACAUGUUCUUUUAGUUAGCGACUUCAGGUCACUGAUUUAAUGUUUAUUACAGUUUCAUUUGUAUCUCUUUUACUUUUUUAUAUCCCCAUAUUCUAAAGUAGCAAUAUCAGCAAAAACUGAUGUGAAUUUUUAUUUCUGUCCUAAACCAUAGUAAUACAGCUUGAUUAAGAACAUUGCUCAGUGUCAUGUAAAAGUUUUUAAAAUAUCAUCACAUCUCUAGUAAAACUGUGGUUUGCAGACAGCAAAUGCUUUUAGUUUGAAGGCCGAAAAGUAAACCUACCUUGUUUUUUAAUCUUAAUUUCACUGAACAAAAUUGGUUGGAAUCUCUUUGCUGAGCACUGAAACUGUGGUUUUGAGAACUUCAGUCUUCUCUAGCACUUUUACAUGUACUGUUCUGUGCCACUGUGCUCCCCAGUCUGAGAGAAAAGUGAAAGGAAAAUGUUAUGUUGUGCUUAUUGGACAAGUCUUUAAGAAAGCAAAUGUUGUGUGCAUUCGCUGACUGUAUUUAAUAGCAUCAGGGUUUGUUGACAGUUUUAUUAGAUGUUUGACAAAGAAUAAGGAUCAGCACAACAGAACAUUAAAUACUCCGUUUUAGUAUUUCUUUGUGGGUAUUGUUAAUAUUUUAAUGCAAAAUGUUUUUGAACAGUGCUUAAAAACUACAGGACAAUGUGAAACUGAAAUUAAUGUUUGAUAAAUUAAUACUGUAUGUUGCUCAAAUGUGUUACUUUAGUAAAUUGUUUUAUUUCUUUACAAAAUAAGUACAAAUAAGGAAUUAUGUUUUCACACAAAUUGGGGUAUUUACCAGUAUGUACAGAAAUAAUCAAAAUAACAAUUCUAAUAAACACAAGGUCUUUAUAAACAAUAUGUACACAUCAUCAGUACAUUUAAAACAUAAUUUUACACUCCUUGGCCUUAAAUAUGGUAUGAAUAAUCUUUUGGCUAAAUAGCAGCAGUAUAAAUUUUGUUCUGCUUUUAACAAACCUUAAAAUAUAAUUAAAAUUGUUUUUAAAACUAUUGGACAGAUAGUUCUAUUUGUGCUUUCAGUAUUGUUUCCCAUCCAAAAAAAAAUACUGCCUCAAAAAAGUGGCAAGCAUAAAGGUAGUAAAUUUUUAAAAUAUAAAUAAGCAAAUGCCUCCCUUCAAUCGUUACUGAAAAUACUGUUGUGGCUGAACUAUAACUGGUGUCCACCUGCUUACUGAAUACCAUAUCCAAAGCCUAUUAAGAAGACCCCAUUGGCUUUGGUAACUUAUGCUCCAAUCCAGCAAAGCAGUUAAGCACGUGUGUGUACUUACACCUAUUCACAUGCUGAAAGUUUCACACAUUUAAGUGAUUUUCUGGAUCGGGUCUGAUCAUGCAAGGCAAGGUCAACUCCCAGUGACUCUGUGAUGACACUGAUGACCUUGCAGGAUUAGACCCUGAGGACUUAAUACUGCUCCCACUGACUCCAGUGAAAGCAGGACUGGCCCCUCCAUAACACAACUGGUUUUGACUAUGACUUUAAAAAUCGGUGUAGAAUACUCUCAAAUCUUUACUCUCUCAUUUUUAAAACCACGAUUAGACCACACUCUUCACAGUAAAGUUGUUUUAAAAUAAAAAACCAACUCAGAUUCAUGUUACUAACCAGCUGCUACAAAUGUACAAAAGGUUGAGCAGAUUUAGAAAACUGGAAGCUAUUCAAGAUCACUCAGCUGGGACCUAAAUGCACAGAUUUCAUACACUUAGGAACUGGCUCAGCAAAUGAGUAGUAAAAGCAAAAAUCAUAAAUAUAUAGAAUUUGUGGGAGUGCAGGCUGGCUACUCUUUCAGCUGUGCAAAAAAUUGUAAUUGUAACUAAUCUAAAAUUAUAAUAGGCAUCACUGUGGUUAGUCAUUGAAAACAGUGCUAGUAAAAGUUAAGGAAAGAGAAAAGCUAGCACUGUUAUUGAACAUACUGCUAAUAAAACAAAUACCAUUCUUCGGGCCCAAUCCUACAAACUCUUCUUGCAAGUUGCCCAGUGUCAUCAGUGGGAUGACUUGUGUAAGCAUUUGCAAUCCAGCUCUGAAUUUGUAUAAACUCCCUCUCAUCUACUCAGGUUAGCCUCAUCUAAAAAUGGCCAAACGCCGUAAAACUUCAAGCUCAGAUCGUAUCCAUGGAUUUAACCUCUUUAAAAACCUUUUGCACAUUUUCAUUUCUUUUUUCAUUUUAUGCAAAGGGGAUUUAUUGCAUGUGUCUGACAACUUUGCAAAACCAAACUACUGGAACACUGACAUCUGAAAAAAAUAGAAGGCACAUUCAAAUUACAGAUUUUCAAUGCAGGUUGAGC